Molecule: messenger RNA, 204 nt
Organism: Fulvia fulva
Lineage: Eukaryota; Fungi; Ascomycota; Dothideomycetes; Mycosphaerellales; Mycosphaerellaceae
Exons: 1
Coding region: 1-204 (67 amino acids)
Source: RefSeq, a predicted model, not a curated record
AUGCAGGUGAAACUCGAUCCGUUGUACGUCUGGCUGGACGAAUACGCUAGCCCGACAGCAUUCUACCUGAGCUACCACACGGGACGCUCAAAGGAUGAGGCCAUGUUCAAGCCCACCAGCGAUGAUGAGAUGAAUGCAAAAUGCCGAGCAGUCAUCGACUACCUCAGUCACUCGGCUGAGUGGGUGCUGGGCGACGAGGAUUAG